AUGGUUGUGUUGAGGAAACAACCGAGUUCGAGGACACCCAGCAUGAGCCGUCAAGAGGCUGAGGAUGUGCUGAUGAAGGAUGAGGAGCACGAAACGCCUGAAGAGUAUGCAAGGGAGGAGUGGUCCAAGUUUGUACGAGUGGUGCAGGAAGCGAGAGAAAGGGCGGUGUCAGUACUAAGUAACGCAAAGUUGACCAAGCAAAUCAGGACAGAGCUAGAAGAAGGAUGGAAUCAAGUGAAGGAGGCAGUGGAAGACCUAGAAAGGAGGGUACUCUGUGACUCCAUGGUGCCUGAGGGGCUAAUGAGAGAGAUCAUAGCUACCCUCGCACAAAGGGUAAUUGAAUCAGAACAGGAGUGGAGAGAGUACGUAAGAACUGUAGAGAAGGAUGGAGAGCUGAUUAACGAGUUAUGCAAACAUUUAGAUACCGAUGUUUUCCAGCUGAAAAGGACAGUGGAUCGAGAUGCGGCAAGGCCACCAAUGUGGAUGAGCAGGCACUGCUGCCGGGUAGGAGAGGCCUUAUUCGACUGGUCGGAAAUCUGCGCACAAUUGGCAGACACCUGGAAGGAAUCCACUAUCGACGGAUCCUGCUCACGAGGAAGCAGGUAUGGCAAACUUCACUUCCUAAACUACCUAAGGGCCAUGACAUGUGCUGACCCGGGGGUAUUCAAAGGGAGCAAAUAUGAAAAUUUCUCGGAGUUCCUAAGGAAGUUUAGAAGGAAGUAUGAGGCAGUAAUCUCAAGCGAGGAAACGCUAGUCGAGAUACUGGCAGAUGACCAUUUAGCCGGCGGGCUAAAAAUGUUUUCAUGUCUCUUCCGCGCUCAGUAA
Molecule: messenger RNA, 825 nt
Organism: Cooperia oncophora
Lineage: Eukaryota; Metazoa; Nematoda; Chromadorea; Rhabditida; Trichostrongylidae
Source: the annotation of a GenBank genome assembly